AUGCGUGCCCACUUGAGGGGUGACACCGCUUACUCAGAGUUUUCCCAGCGGCUUUUUGUUCUGGGCGAGGCUAGACUGCCAUCAGAUGAUAUUAGAAUGGCUUCGAUUGAAUCCGUUUGCACAGUCGUCGAAACAGCUUCUCAAUUGGUGAAUUGCGUCUUUCCAAAACUCGAAUCCAAUUUCCGUAACAUGGAAUGGCUUAGUCAACGCGCCAUUCUUGCCCACAGAAACCGUACUGUUGAUGCGAUUAAUGACGAGCUUCUCCAACAAAUUCCAUGUGAAGAGCGAGUCUACAAAUCCAUCGAUAGGACACGAGACCCUGAGGACGUUGUUGACUAUCCAAUCGAACUAUUGAAUUCACUCCAACCUCUUGGUCUUCCACCUCACGUUCUAAAUUUGAAGGCCGGGUUUCCAAUUAUGCUCCUUCUCGCACGGCCAGCUUUACGUUGGUUGCUCACAUGUAGGGUGCAAGAGUGA
Molecule: messenger RNA, 477 nt
Organism: Acanthosepion pharaonis
Lineage: Eukaryota; Metazoa; Mollusca; Cephalopoda; Sepiida; Sepiidae
Source: the annotation of a GenBank genome assembly